CCGCCGGCGCGGGGCCGCCGCCCGUGGAAGAUGUGGGCGCACGUCUGGGGGUUCCUGUAUAACAACUACUUUCGGUUCUGGCUGAAGUGGAUCCUUCGGCUGCUGACCGGGAAGUGCGAGCUGCAGCGCCUUCUGGGCGGCGCGGAGGCGGGCGCGCGUCGGACGCUGAGCGUAGAACAUUCACUGGAAUCAUCAAAAAAUAAGGUUUUAAGAAAUGCUGUACAUGUGGAAGAAGCUGAAGUGGAGAAGUGUGUUAGAGAUGUAAUGAAGGAAAAGAAGAUUGAACUGAAGGAUACAGGGUUUAAGACAAAGUUGCAUAUAUCCUUGCUACAGAUAUCAGGUUAUAAAAAACUGUAUUUGAAUGUGGAAAACCUAAGAAAGAUCCCGUAUGAUUCAGAAAAUGAAGAACACGAGGAACAGUUAAUUGAGCUCUGGAAUUUGCUGAUGCCUCACGAGAAUCUGAAGGCCAGAAUCAGCAAACAGUGGUGUGACAUCGGCUUCCAAGGCGAUGAUCCUAAAACAGACUUCAGAGGGAUGGGGCUGCUGGGCUUAGUGAAUCUGGUGUAUUUUAGUAAGCAUUACACCAAUGAAGCUCGUCAUAUCCUUUCUCGGUCAAAUCACCCAAAGCUGGGAUAUUCCUAUGCUAUAGUUGGGAUCAAUCUGACAGAGAUGGCAUACAGCUUGCUCAAGAACGGUGCUUUAAAGGCUUAUCUCUACAACAUGGUCUCUGGGUUGCCACAGAUGAAGCACUUCCAUCAGUUUUACUGUUAUCUAGUUUAUGAGUUUGACAAGUUCUGGUUUGAAGAAGAACCAGAAAGCAUUAUGCACUUCAACCAAUACAGAGAGAAAUUCCAUGAAAAAAUUAAGGGACUUCUACUGGAUUACAAUGUGGUACUGACCUUACAAUGUACAAAGAAACCUUAAUUCCUCUGCAGUAUAUGAGGUUCUGCAUCAAAAAUUGAAUGAUGCAUUUGGAUGGAAGUUUUGUGUGUUUCACCAAAAACUGUCUAACAAUGGAACUGGUUUUUUACAUUAAAAAAAAAAAUAGCAAAAUUCAGUUAAGAAAGCUUGGACAAUCAACCUCUGUUUACAGGUAUUUUUAUGCUAUUCUCCAAAGGGACAGCUUUUUGAAAAGGAAGUGAAACAAAACACAACCAACAAACCAACACAAAAAACAGCCCACAAAUCUCAAGAACCUCUAGAUUGCUUUACUUUUUUCACAUUUUCUUUUAUACUUCUUGGUGCAGGAAUGUGAAGCAGAUAUUUAUGCUUUUUCAUAUUUUCUAUUAAUGGGUUUGACUGUUAAUGGUCUUUUAAAAGACAGUUUAAGUUCAGCUUUUCAAAUUUGAAUUUAAAUUCCAGCCUUUUAACAUAACAGUUGAAGUUGAGCUCUUUAGUUGAAAUUAUUGUGCUUCUAGAUUUUUUGUGUUCUUGUUCCUUUAUAUGUCAUUGAUCACUCAACAAUGUUAAAUUUAUUUGUAAUUAAGAGGUACUCAAAGGAGACUUAUUAUUUGUUUAUAAUUUUGGAGAGAAGGCUUAAUCCAUCAGCAUAUUGAUGUACUCAUUAGAAAUUACUUCUGGAUAAGGAAGCUUAUCCAUGGAUUUGUACCAGCCAGUUCCUGUGCUUGGAAGAAGUUUAGUUUGCAAACAAACAAAAAGAACCAUAUGUCAUCAGCAUGAGGAUAAGAUCCUCAGGCUAAAGCUACUCUUUCUAAAAGUAUUCCUGUUGUAAAAACUUUUGAUUCUUUCUAAUCUGACUUCAAAUGCUUAUGAUGAUUGACUUGGAAUUUGUCAGCCCUUUCUUGUAGCAGCUAAGGGGGUAUUCUUAGUGGGAGGUACUACAGAUCUACUUUGGCCCUUUCAUAAACUUAAAAAAAACCCCUUUAUUGCAGCUGCAGUCUUUAUCUUGUAAAAAUAAAUUCACAUCAGAGUACAAGUCUAAAAAAGAUGUAUUUUCCAUGGAAGGGGUGCAACUUGGACGAGUUCCUUAGUCUUUCCAUCCUCAGACAAUCUGAUAGACAGAACUUCAUGUCUGUAUUGUGACUUAAUUAUUGCUUAGAGCAACUUUAAAUGGAUUUGGUAUGACCAUCACUUUCUUUUCUAAGACCUUCUAUUAAAUAAGUGCCUUCUGCUCUUUUCAAUCAGUUUUUAAAUUUUGAUUCUUCUAACUAGAUCACAGCCUUAGGAACCUGAGUAAUUUGAGAAAGAUUUUUUCACCAUAUAUCUAAAUAGCUCAGUAGCACAAAAUUUGUAUGCUGAUUCAAGCUUCCAUAUUUGUUUUAAUAAUCUCAGGUAAACUAGUUAAUUUCUAGUCAAUGACUACUCGAGAAGAGAUUCCUGAAGAGUAUAAGCAUUGAACACAAUUAAUGCAAGCAUGAGGCAAAAUAAAGAAAUAUAAAAAAUAAACAACCCCCCCCCCCCCCCCACUUUGUAAUGAGUGUUGUAACACUACAUAAACAUGAAAUAUAAUUUGUAAUACUGCAUUUCUUAGAGAUCAUCAAAAUCCACCUGGACAUGGCCCUAAGCAGCCUUCUUUGAGGGACCCUGCUUUAAAGGCAAGGGAUUGGACUUUGUGAUCCCAGAGGUGCCUUCCCACCCCAGUAAUUCUGUGAGUCUGUAUUGUGUCAAUAGUGACUUGUUGCACUGCAUCCACCCUUGUCCUCUUGAUCCCUUAAAUGCUGGGGAUCUCUUGCUGGUGGGGAAGCUCCUGAUCAGGGUACACAGUACAUGUAUAUGAGGUAGCACAGUUCUCUUUCUUUUAUACCUUAGGUACAGAUAUGUUAAAUGUAUUCAGGGUGGGAAGGAUUCAAUCUCACCUGAGUUGGCUUGAUGCUGUUCCACCGAUAUAAAACAAAACCCAAAAAACAACAACAACAACAAAAAACCCACCAUGAAGAUGUGCAUAGGGAGAGUAUUUGUGGUUUGCCCUGGUUUGUAAACUGAACAGCUGAACUGACCAGCAGAUUCAAACUGACAAUGGGAGGUCCAGUUCUUUUGCUACUCCCCCAUAUAUGGAUCCUGGAAUACUCACCACUGAAGAGCUAAGGUCCUGUGGAGAGCAUUUUAUGAUUCAGGUCCUGUGGUGGAGCUCUCUCUGAGCCUUGCAGACACUGGACAUGCCAAAAAUCCAACAAAGGAAGUGGAAAGCGGACUCCUUCCCAGUGACCCAAGUGGUUAUUUUCUAGCCCCAUCUUCUGUUGAGAUUGUCUUCGUUAAUAAUUUUCUCUACUGCUUGUAGAUCUCCUUUACAAGCGACACACAGCUGACUUUUUGAAUUCCAGAAGUGACCCCAAUUAUGUUCUGCAGCAGCAAAGGAGAUCCUAUUUGUUUUCAUCUGCUGCCUGCCAGCUACUAACAAAAUUGUUUGAGUCAUCUCUAAUGGCUCCUCUGAGCUGUGCCUGAAAGCUUUUCUUUUUGCUACAGUUGCAAAAGUAAUCUACAACCUUGUCUUUCUAGCAUUGAAACUUUCACUGGGCUCCUUGUUCAUCAGGAGACUGACAUUCAACUGUUGCUGAGGCUUCUAAAGCCCCACCAUAGAGUCUCAGCGUUCCUAUUAUACACCUGAGAUGUUUUAGUGUCAAAUGUAGUUCAAGCUUUUAGUAAGAUGCAUAUUUGCUAGUUUUUUUCCUUAAAUCAGUGAGUGAUCUGGAAGUAAACUGUGGCAGUAUACAAGGAGAAAAAGUAAACCCAGUCAUCCUCAGAUGAGUGAGACAUAAGGGAAUACAUUAGUUUGCAUGUAGUAAUUUAGGUGAAUGUUUAUGUUAGGCUCCAGUGCACCUUCCCAGGAAACAGUUAGAAUUUGCAUGUGGUUUUGUAUCAUCAACUAGCCCAGUAAUUCUGUCUAGGAGUCACUCACUGUAUGUAGACUAGUAUUGGGUGUCCCUGUUUGCACCCUUAGUAGGUUAGCUGUAUUGCAGUGGUAGCUAGAAAAUGUAUUGAAAUAGGUAAAAUUGUGUUUAGAGAAGGCAAGAACAAGGCUUUACUAGUCGGUGGUAUUUUAUGCGAACUGUUGUAGGGUGACAAUCUUAAGGUUGUGGAAGACAGGAAAUAGAGGUUGGUCACUUUUCUGCAAGUUGAUACAAUCUUUAACAUCAGAAUUUGUUGCUCACAGGUUAUUCUAAAAGUCUUAAAAACCUUAGUAAAUUAUUAUUCAUGAACUAUAAUAUUUUAAAUACAUAGUCUUAAUAGAACUUGCAAGUGCUGCUAGUUUUGUAACUUGAUGCCUCUUUAAAACAUUGACUAUGUGAAAGCAUGUAUGCAAUGGUAUUAAAAAAAACCUGGAGACAAGGUAGUUCUCUAAAUUUGUUGUUCCUGUAGCAAAUGUUCAACAAGCUACCUUCACUUUUGUUCCUUAGUGUGUGCUUGAAACAUGAUGCCACUCUAUGAACAAAUUAAUCUCAAGAUAAGCAGGGGUUUCCUACAAGCAAAUGUAAAAUCUAGUCUUUCACUAAGUAAACACAUUGCUUCAGAAGCAGCUAACUUGAUAGGAAAGCCAUCUGAAGACAGUGCUACAUAGGAAAAAAGAAACUGUGUUUUUAAACUGGUUGUGCUUCUGUCAUCUGAUACAGCCAUGUAAAGAAUAGGGCAUUUUGUCCUAAAGGGCAAUAGUAAAAGGGGCCAAUUCAAACACCCCAGGUAAAUAGUUUUGGACUUUCAGUCCUUGAAAAACAAAACAAAACAAAAAUGCAAACAAAAAUUAAACACACACACACAGCCCCAUUGGUUUUCCAGAUUUUCUGUCCUGGAAUUUAAAUAAAAUUUCACAUAAGAAAUUACUUAGAGCCUUGCUUUAGGAAUUAUGAAGAAAAUGUUUGUGUUUAGUUAGGUGGGAGUUGAGCAGUCAGUAUCCUUGACAAUACUGCUAGUGAUGUGUGGUGAAGAUGUAACGUGUGGUUUCCUUCUGUCAUUACUGUUUGUGUUGCUGUAGUACCAUGGUGAUCCAUCUUUGGACUGAUGUUUCUUGUGCCAGUCUAGAUACUGUCUUUCUCUAGGGAAUUAAGAACAACUCAGCCCAAGACAACUUGUGGGCAGUUUCUUCUUAUGACACUGUGCUUAGAUAGCUGCAUAUUGAUAGAAUUCCUGUUUACCACAAUAUAAAAGCAAUAAUGUAUACUGUGAUGUCUGUGUAAUAGAGAUGUUUACAAUGGUUGCAAAUAAAGAAUACUUUAUUCCAAAAUAA
This is a messenger RNA of Parus major (Great Tit), 5179 nucleotides long. It is a transcript of the gene ELMOD2, whose product is annotated as ELMO domain containing 2. Gene Ontology annotation, cellular component: membrane. The transcript has 8 exons. Gene Ontology annotation, molecular function: GTPase activator activity. Bases 31 to 924 code for a protein of 297 amino acids. The record is from RefSeq and is a predicted model, not a curated record. NCBI's taxonomy places the organism in Eukaryota, Metazoa, Chordata, Aves, Passeriformes, Paridae.